Alosa alosa (allis shad) is the source of this 6184-nucleotide messenger RNA. It is a transcript of the gene kctd3, whose product is annotated as potassium channel tetramerization domain containing 3. Bases 342 to 2882 code for a protein of 846 amino acids. The record is from RefSeq and is a predicted model, not a curated record. The transcript has 18 exons. Gene Ontology annotation, molecular function: protein binding. Lineage: Eukaryota; Metazoa; Chordata; Actinopteri; Clupeiformes; Clupeidae. Gene Ontology annotation, biological process: protein homooligomerization.
CUCACAAGGCUAGCAGCCUCCACCCCAACGCCAAGAAACAGCGAAGGGGAUUCUCAAGACCCUCUCAUUACCCACGUAUAUCUAUCCGGUCUUUAGUUAACAUCAAUAGGGACAGAUUCCAGAUAUGACGAGAGAGUGUUUACAAGCUGUGUACUCAUAGCCCGCCGUUGCGAGACAGCGGUGUUUCGAUGCAGGAGUGAGGCGUAGUGUUUUCAUGGGGGCGGCGGUGGUGGGUCGAGAAGAAAAAUCCGAGUAAGUAACGUCCGAGAAGCUGGAUACAUAAACAAACUGGAUACUAAUUGACAGAAUCGACCGUGUCACUCGAUGAGGAGAUAAACAACAUGGCAGGGGUUUGCAACAGUGUUACACCUGGGAUGGGAGAAAUUAUUCAACUUAACGUCGGCGGAACGAGGUUUAGCACCUCCAGACAGACCCUUAUGUGGAUUCCAGACUCUUUCUUCUCAAGUUUGCUCAGUGGGCGAAUCUCAACUCUGAGGGACGAAACUGGAGCUAUAUUUAUUGACAGGGACCCAACAGUGUUUGCACCGAUUCUGAACUUUCUGCGGACGAAGGAAUUGGACUUGCGGGGGGUGAAUAUAAACGUCCUACGGCAUGAAGCUGAGUUUUACGGGAUAACCCCGUUAGUGCGGCGACUGUUGCUGUGUGAGGAACUGGAGCGGUCGUCGUGUGGCAGUGUUCUGUUUCACGGAUACCUGCCGCCUCCAGCAAUCCCGGCGCGUAAGAGCAGCAGUGUUGGGGCAUCGGCAGCAGCUGUAGGGGCCCCAGAGGAGCGGUCGGGGCCCGGGGGGGCGGAGGGAGGGUUCCCCCCCAGACCCACCAGACAUCCAGGCCUGCCGGGACCCUCAGGGGCAGACGCAACCCAGCGACUAGGCUCUCCCGUUGAUCCGAGAAAGGUGCUGAUUGUUGCUGGCCACCAUAACUGGAUCGUUGUUGCCUACGCACAUUUCGUCAUAUGUUACAGGAUCAAGGAGUCGUCAGGUUGGCAGCAGGUGUUCUCAAGCCCGUACCUGGACUGGCCAAUCGAGCGUGUGGCUUUGAAUGCUAAGGUGGUGGGUGGUCCCCAUGGCGACAAAGACAAGAUGGUAGCAGCUGCUUCAGAGAGCAGCAUCAUUCUAUGGAGCAUCCAGGAUGGGGGGAACGGGAAUGAGAUAGGUGUGUUCAGUCUGGGGGUACCUGUGGACUCUCUCUUCUUCAUUGGGAGUCAGCUGGUGGCCACCAGCCACACGGGGAAAGUCGGGGUGUGGAACGCCGUCACUCAGCACUGGCAGGUGCAGGACGUGGUGCCCAUCACCAGCUGUGACACGGCCGGCUCCUUCCUGCUGCUGGGCUGCAAUAACGGCUCCAUCUACUACAUCGACAUGCAGAAGUUUCCUCUGCGGAUGAAGGAUAAUGAUCUGCUGGUGACGGAGCUCUACCACGACCCCUCGAACGACGCCAUCACUGCCCUCAGUGUCUACCUCACCCCAAAGACCAGUGUGAGCGGUAACUGGAUUGAGAUUGCGUACGGGACCAGCUCUGGAGCGGUGCGUGUGAUCGUCCAGCACCCCGAGACGGUGGGCUCGGGGCCCCAACUCUUCCAAACCUUCACUGUCCAUCGCAGCCCCGUCACCAAGAUCAUGCUCUCCGAGAAACACCUGGUGUCAGUGUGUGCUGACAACAACCACGUGCGCACCUGGACGGUGACGCGCUUCCGGGGGAUGAUCUCCACCCAGCCGGGCUCCACACCUCUGGCCUCCUUUAAGAUCCUCUCCCUGGAGGAGGCUGAGAGCCACAACAGCUACUCCGCAGGAAAUGACGUCGGCCCGUUUGGAGAGAGAGAUGACCAGCAGGUCUUUAUCCAGAAGGUCAUCCCCAUCACCAACAAACUCUUUGUGCGCCUCUCCUCCACUGGAAAAAGGAUCUGUGAGGUGCAGUCGGUUGAUGGCACCACCAUCACCUGCUUCACGGUGCGAGAGUGUGAAGGCUCCAGCCGCAUGGGCUCGCGGCCGCGCCGCUACCUCUUCACCGGACAAGCCAACGGCAGCAUCCAGAUGUGGGAUCUCACCACCGCUAUGGACAUGGUCAACAAGGCCGACGACAGGGCCCAGAGAGAGACCGAAGUGGGAGGUCCGACAGAGGAGGAGCUUCUGAAGCUGCUGGACCAAUGUGACCUCAGCACAUCUCGCUGUGCCACACCCAACAUAAGCCCCGCCCCCUCCGUGCUGCAGCCCAAUCGGCUUCGAGAGUCCUGCUCCAGCCUCCAGCUGCAGGAGCCCAUCCCAGAGACGGCCACCUACGGGGCACUGCGUCCGUACCGAGAGAGCCCCCUGCUGGCCAGAGCGCGCCGCACCGAGAGCUUCCACGGCUACCGAGACUUCCAGAGCUUCAGCCUGGGACGCAGCCUGCUGGAGCCUGACGGACAGGCCGACGAGCCCAGACACUCCACCUCCGAGAGCAGCGGGGAGGAGGGCGCCUCCGACCGCAGGAGUGGAGGAGCAGGCGGAGGUCUGGAGAGCUGGUGGGGGAGGGCCAGUGAGGGCCAGGCGGAGGGGGGGAGGUCGGCUCCGGACAGCCCCGGGCUGGGAGACGUCCGGAGGAAGGUGCAGGUGGAGGAGGAGGGCGCUUCGGCGUCAGCCGGGGCAGGGGGGUCGGAGAGCCGGGCGGAGGGCAAGAAGAGGGGGGCGUUUGAUGGGGGGUUUCUGGGGCGGAAGAGGGCACCCCCGGUGCCCCAUCUGUCCUCUCUGCCCCCUGGGGGCGCCUCGGAGGCUGGUGGGGGCAGCGACUCGUCCUCCAGCACUGCAUCGCCCUCCCCCACCAAGAUGGCCACCUCCCCGCGCCACCGCAAAGGCACGGAGACCUCCAGCCAGGAGUACAGCCUGUGAGAGGUCUCCUCACGUCCCCCGAGGCGUCCGACAUUAUACCUGACCAACCCCUGUGACCCCUAACCCCAAAUCCCCCAGUCACCUUACAGCUGGAAUGACCCGCUCCCCCGUCCCAGAGUGAAGUAGCACCUACCCAUCUCAGAUGAGAGACCUUGCUGUUGGAGAUGGAGCUACACAGAGUGGUCUUCAUCUGGGGUUGCAGACGCAAGCGUUACUUCCAUGACUUGUCUCUGGGUAAGGCUCUCCUUGUCGGCUUCAGUGAGGUAUGAGGUGGUGUUCCCUCCUCCACAUUGUUUAUUUUGUGUUUUGUGUAAGCAGCCAGAUUCCAACUGCACACACUAAUGCCUUGGCAUACGUAAUGUUUUAUUUUGUUUUGUUUUUUAAGAGUGGGAUCAUCAUAUACAAACGUUUGUUGUGUUGGGUAAGCCAUACCUCUGUUGGCAUGGUAACAGCUGAUGUUUUCUUUCUUGGAGCCAUUAUCCUCGAGCUGAGUCCUAAAAGCUCCUUGUUUACAUGCAUGCUCGUGUCAGCUGUUCAACUGGAAUAGUUUGUCUCCUUGGUUACUCCCGAAUGAUUACGAGGAUAAACUGAUUAACAUUAUUACCUCGCUGAACUGACCUAAAAUAGUGAUGUGUUCCUCUGUGUCACUUCUCCAUGGUCCCAAAAAGUUGGGUCACUUGAAGCAUGGCAGGCAUGUUUGGACAAGAGCCAAAAUGGACAAUGCUAGUUCUCCGCCUUUAUUAGAGUUGUGCGUCAUCUUUUGCACUCGCAUUACUUUGCAGCCAUGCUGGCUCGCCAGAGAUAGAAAUUUAAACGUUUCUUUUUUUAUUUAGAGAAUCACAAACACUAUUUUUUCUUACCUUAACAUGUCUAACUUAAAACAAAGGGAAUUCCUUUACAUUGUAAUGUUUGAAAACUAUUUAGUGCCUUCGACCACGAUAAUAAUUUAAGUCUUAUAUUGAUUUAGGAAAAUAAUCGAACCAAAGUUAAUAUGAUGACAGCCCCCCCCCUCCUCGCUGUCUUGGGUGGUUAAAUCAACACUAUGGAAAUGAACGGUGUGUACAAACCUUUACUCAUUAUGCAACUUCAGCACCAUGUAACCAGGACCUGUCUUGGUAACUAUGUCAGUUUGACAUUAUGCAUCUCUUUUCAAUGCUUUGUACCGUUGACUUGUUUUGAACAUAUGACGCUGUGUGUUUUUCACUCCACCAUUGCAUUUGCACUUCAUGUGAAUAAGCAACAGAGAGGAGAGGUGAGGAGAGGAGAGACUCACUAUAGGAUGAUGAGGAAAUAUUCAGAGACCAUAACUCGUUGCGUCGAUCGACUCCCACAUGGCAGCCGAUUGUGGGACACAUCGGGCUGAGAUGCGGCUUAGUCUCGGCUCAGUUCUGGCCCACAGUCGGCUGUCACCUGGUUGUCCGUCUGUCCGUCACUCACUUUUCUCUGUCUCAGCCAUAUGCAGUCAACUCAUGUUUACAAGCUAUAUGAAAAAAAAAAUUGUACAGACUCUAUUUAUGUUGCUCGGCAUAUCUUAUAUAUAUAUAUAUAUAUAUUAUGAUAAGUAAUGGAUGAUAUUAUGUCAUAUUAUCAUGUCACUAACUAGCAUUAGCGUAUGCUGUGCGCGCAUGUAAGACAGAGCACUGAGUUAAGCCUUUGCAAAACAUGAAGCAGAAGAACACUAUGAAGAAAGUACACUACGUGAGUGUAGCACUGAGUAGUAUGCAUCAGUAGUAGUAUACUUUAGCCGUAGUAUGCUUUCCCCACACUAACUAGACAGAGCCAGUGUCUGACCAGGGCUCGUAUAGUUUGGUGGUCUAUGGGAGGCCUGAUUGUGAUGAUCGUUUUCCCCCACCAUUUCCUGUGUCAUCACAUCCUCUGCCAACAGCCCCGAUAGUACCACGCUGCGAUGCUCAAAACCGCAACCCCAGGGGAUUGUGGGAUACUGAUGAAUGGGCGCGCUGCACCUCUGUGAUGGCGCUACAGAUGGGCUGGCUCUGGCAUCACCCUGCGGCCCAGCUCAGAUGCACACACACACACAGUCUAUUUCACACACACACACACACACACCUGCAGUGCCGCACCCACACUCUUAGGAGCCAGGAUCUGUCAGCACAUUAAACGCCCAUCUCACGCCCUGCAGCUGGGCACCUGUGUGUGUGUGUGUGUGUGAGUUUGUGAGUGAGCCUGCCAGCUCCUGUUCAGUGUGUGCGGGUGUGUGACAUGGCAGAAAGAUAAUUACCAGCUUCCAGAGUUGAUUUAUGAGUUAACCAGCAUCAGUGGCAGUGUGAGAUCUGCGUAAAGACACUGAGGGCAAACUUCACACACACACAGAUAGAUAGACAGACAGAAAGACACACACACUCUCACAUAGUUGUGUGUAGCUAAUGAGUCUUCAACAUGGUCACUUUCCCUGAAGCCCAAAACCCCAGCAGACAGCCCUCUAAACAGCCUGGCUCUCCUCUAUGGCUUUGAGUGCAGUAUUAGUGUGGGGGAAGCCGCGACACAAAUGAAACGGUUCCCGUGAACCCUUGCAGAGGACAAACUGAACUUACUCUAAGAAUAUUCUCACCCUAGUUGCGAUUAUCACGUGCGUCACGGUGAGACUGAUUUGAGAACAGUGCUCCUCUGUGAUGCUUCAUGGACGUACACUAUGAACACAGAUAUAUAGCUGCUUUCACUGACAUAUCACAGGAAUUCAGCACUGUUACCCACAAUGCCAAGCGUGUUUGUAGCUUUGCAUAGAUAGCGGCUCCAUACAGACGAAUAAGUAUGAGAGAAGAAUAGCUAACGAGUUUUUAGCUAACGAGACUUCUUAUGAAAGAAGAAUAGCUAAUGAGUUGCAUUUAAUUCACAGGCUGCGAUAUGAAAUAACUGUUUUCAUGUUUGUUUAUUUAAUGGUUUGACCAAGGUAAUGUAGUUUUGGCAGUUUAGACAGUCACAGCAAGAAUGUAGAAUAUAUGGAGUCUGAUGCACCUUGAAAAGACACUGAUAUGAAGUUAUAUAAAGAAAGAAAAAGAGAAGAAAAAAAAGAACUAAUGAUGAAUUAAUAAUGAACUAAUGUCUUUGCUGUUCUCUGUGUUUGGUCAAAGUGUGUUGGAUUUAUGAUCGAUACUUAAGUCAUGAGUAUUCUGAGAUCCUGCACGGAAGGCUAAUGGCCAUAUCAAUGGUACGCCAGCUCUACUGUAGGUGAAUGUGGUACCUGAAUCUCCUGAGUAAAAUCUAUACCUCACAGUAGCGCUCUCACCUUUCUGUAACCUCUGUAUGGGCACAAAAGAAAACAAGACCAACAUGUCAUUAAACAA